AGGCAUGCAUUUUGAUUCAAAUUGCUGCCGCCACCGUGCGCCCGAAGCCAUCCUUCCGUGUUGCAGAGAUGGAGGAGUGCGCGGAGGCGGUGCCCAUGCCCAUUCCGCGCAGUGACGAUGGGGCCCAUGCCACGGAGUGGAACGACUUUGAUUCUUUGAUCAUGCGGGCGAGGCAAGCGCACGAUGUGGAGGUCAGGCGUCUCGAGAACGAGGUCCAGAGUCUGCGCCAAAGGCUGGAGGCCGUGUGCGGGGAUAGGCAGAGCCUGUGCGCAAACGGGCUCGCCAAGCGAGCAGACUUGCCCGUUGAUCCAGAGAUGAUACACAUUGGCACCGAGGAGUCCGUCCCCAAUCCAAAGGUUUCCCCUGGUGUGCUGUUUGACGUGUACGAAGGGCCAGCUGACAUCCCAGUCAGGCAGCCCAGAUAUGGGGAGCAGCUGGACAAGCCGGCCUCCCUCCCGCUUAGGCCACCCAGGCAGUCAGACAACCUCGGCGCGAACGUUGACGCAGCAGUCAGGCCAUCUUCGCGCUCCGAAUUUUCAGAUUUCCAGGCGCGGUCCCUGUCGAGGAUCCACACAAACACUAAAGGCACAGAGGAGUCCGUCAACUUCUUGAGUCGUUUGGUUGCGCAUCCAGGUUUCGAAGUGUUCAUAUGUACCAUUAUCAUUUUGAAUGGGGCCGUCUUGGCUGCCGAGGCUCAGUACCAAGGUUUCGAUCUUGCAGUGAGGACCGGUCAUGAUAGUGCAGGUGGCGUCUCCUCCGAUGUGUGGCCUCACGGCGAAGCAUUUUUCCAAGCGUGCGAAUGGACGUUUGGAAUAAUAUACCUGUUCGAGGUCGUUGUCAAGAUCUUAGCCGAGCGUCGCGAGUUCGUCCGGGACUUUUGGAACCUGUUCGAUCUUGCAUUAGUCGUUUUCUGGCUAUCUUUGCCGCUAUGACGCUGAUGUGAGUGAGACAACGCAGAUGCUGCGUUUUUAUCGCCUGUCGCGGCUGCUGCGGCUGGUUCGGUUCGUCGGUUUAUGUCCAGCACUGCAUUUGAUCCCUUGUACAUCAUGAUAACUGCGCUGGGAGGAAGUGCGGUGGUUUUGGCGUGGUCGUUCAUAUUGUUGCUGACCUUGCACCUUGUAUUAGCAUUGCUUGUCAAUCAGGCUCUUCACCUGUGGUAUUUGAGAGCCAGGCCGAAGAACAGAUUAAGGUGUUCGAGUAUUUUGGGAGUUUUUCCCGAUCGCUCCUCACAAUGUUCGAGUUCACCCUGGCAAAUUGGAUACCCCCAGCAAGGGUGCUGAUGGAGAAUGUGCAUGAGGGGCUUAUAAUUUAUUCGAUCCUGCACAAGAUGAUCCUUGGAUUUGCCAUUAUAGGGGUUGUUAACGGAGUGUUUAUGCAAGAGACCUUCAAAGUGGCUUCAUCGGACGAUGCAAUAAUGGUAAGGCAGACGAAGCGUAAAGAAGUGGCGCACAUUGCGAAAAUGAGCAAACUUUUUGCCAAGGCAGACAGUGAUAACGACCUUACAGUUGAUCGCAAUGAGUGGGCAAGGCUAUGCCAACACAAAUGGGUGCAGACUUGGCUUAAAGCUCAAGAUUUCGAUGUCAGGGAUCCGUGCAGACUUUUCGAUCGAUUGGACGAUGGAAGCGGGAAACUUACUCCAAAAGCACUCGUCGAAGGCACAGCACGGAUGAAAGGUGAAGCUUCGCCCAUGGCAAUGGCUAGGCUGAUCAAUGAGCUCCGUGGUUCUAUGGAUCAGGUUCGCGAUUCUGUGGUGAGGAUUGAGAGCCAAUUUGAAUUGUUCGAGCCUGGUUCACUCAAGACAUCGCUUCGAAUUUCGAGACCCGUCGUCUUGAGGUAGCGCCAUUUUCCAUUUCCCGGGUAACGCCACACCAGGGAUUCCCGACCCCAGUUCAUUUUUCGAGUCACGGAUUCCUAAUCCCCGACUCAAAGGUCGAAUUAAGCAGCGUAUUCAGACGCGACUAUUGCGGGAGACUUCACCACCGCGGACAGCAAUACAUCUCCCAUUGCAGAUGUGGCAGCGGAGCUUUCCGAGCCGAGGUGCUCGCGUUUCGCAGCCGCAUCGGCAUGGUGGCCGCGAUGCAGGUCGCCACUGGGGAUUCCCAAGCUGGCGCGAAGAGCAGGGAGCCGCUGUGCCAGCGCCCUUGCACCACUCGGCAGCGAACUUUGCGACAACUGCAGCUGAGCAUCCUGCAAUUCGCACGUCGCAGACGACGCAGGGCGUCCUGCUCCCUCCUCUCGUCCUCUGACCUGCCUCUGAACAGUUUCGAGCACCUCUGCGCGCACGAGCCCUGUUAUCGUGCCCGUGCGCGGGCAAGACAAGCUUAGACUCGCUUCGCGUCGGUUGCUCUGACGACCCAUGGGAAGGCCCACAGGA
Messenger RNA from Prorocentrum cordatum, 2374 nucleotides. Lineage: Eukaryota; Dinophyceae; Prorocentrales; Prorocentraceae. The record is from the annotation of a GenBank genome assembly.